UCUGGAAAGCCCUAGAGUUAGAGGAGCGAUGUUUGGGGGCGAUGUGUUCUUCAUGGAUCGCGCGGAGAAGCCGCGGAUCACCGGGCGGACGGAGAUUCGCAGCCCCUACCAUUCUUUCUUUGGAUCGCGCUACCUCGAGCAAAUUUUGGAGUCCAGCGGGAGCUCGAUCGAUGGGCUCCAGUUCUCCAAUUUGAUGUCGCGGUCGCUGCUCAGGGAUAUGAUCGAGCUGGCUCAUCGGCACGGGAUUUAUGUGAGCUCCGGUGGAUGGGGCGAAGAUGUUCUUGGGGGCGGCCGGAAAUCUUUCAAGCAGUACGUCCAGGACUGCAAAGACCUUGGCUUCGAUAUGAUCGAAUUUGAUGUUCUGUGUGACAAGAUCGCCAAGGACGACUUUCUCUACCUGACUCGCAUGAUCAAGAACGAGGGUCUCAAAGCCAAGCCUGGACUUUUCCUCUUCGAAGAAGAUGCCAAAACUAUCAUCGAAACCGCCGAGAACUUCAUUGGAGCUGGUGCGGAUGUUAUACGGCUCGAGUCCGAUCUAGACAUCCUCACCACUGACGUAAUCGCCAAGCUGAUCGAGCGAGUGGGAUUGGACAGACUCAUCUUUCAAGCCAGGGAGCCCAAGGUGUUCGAGUGGUUCAUCACAAACUACGGUCGACAGGUGAAUCUGUUCGUGGAUCACUCGCACGUUCCUCAGCUGGAAUGCCUUCGCGCGGGAAAGGGCCGUCGCCCACGUCCUCUUUUCGCUCCUCUGUUAUAAUAUUUACGAAUACUAGUUGAAACAAAGAGAUUAAAAAGAUGUGUUAUCGGGA
Selaginella moellendorffii is the source of this 809-nucleotide messenger RNA. Its product is annotated as protein HEAT-STRESS-ASSOCIATED 32. NCBI's taxonomy places the organism in Eukaryota, Viridiplantae, Streptophyta, Lycopodiopsida, Selaginellales, Selaginellaceae. The transcript has 5 exons. Bases 29 to 757 code for a protein of 242 amino acids. The record is from RefSeq and is a predicted model, not a curated record.